GGUCAACGGAGCUAAAUCAGCUUGACGACGAUCGCCGUCGUAAAGACUGGUAGCAGCUGAGCAAGUGGAUAUCUCGCUCGCACAAUGGGAGCAAUCAUUCCGAUCUAAUCGGAUCGUCUUCCGAUCUGGCGGUUCCUUGAUACGGCCUGCCGAUGCGUGCGACCAAACUCCCAAAGGAGCGCGGGGGCUUGACGUCGGCGCUUCGACUCGUCCGAGUCGCCACAAGUGCAACAUCGACGGACGUCAACUCAAACUCGCGGCUAUGAAGAGGUACCGACGGUGCCCGAAGUUGUGUAUAUAAAUGUAAAAAAGAAAGCAAAAAGUUAAAAAAAUUACCUAUUUAUUUCCUCAUCGAGAUGGUUUCCAUUAUCAAGAACCAGAUUCUCAAGCACCUGUCAAAGUUCACCAAGAACCUGUCGCUGGACAAGAUCCAGUUGAGCACGCUGCGCGGCCACUGCGAGCUUCGCAACCUGGAGCUGGACGAGCAGGUGCUGACCGAGCUGCUCGAGCUGCCCUCCUGGCUGUGCCUCACGCGGGCAGUCUGCAACUUCCUCACUCUCAAGAUCCACUGGACCAAGCUCAAGUAUGUACCCAUCCACCUAUGCCUGGAUGAGGUGCUGGUUGAAGUGGAGACCUGUGAGGAGUUGCGGCCGCUGCCAGCCAGUAAGCCCAGCUACAGCUCUGGCGGCCGGUAUGGAUUCUCGGAUCGAGUGGUGGACGGCAUGAAGGUUGUGGUGAACUCGGUUGUGAUCAACUUCCAGUCCGCGGCGUUCCAGGCCUCCUUUCAGCUGUCGCGGGUGGUGCUGGACAGCCGGACCCCCCGGUGGGAGGCGGGGGACCUGAGGCUGUGCCGAAUCAAGAGCCAGGACCAGGGCGAGAUCCUCAUCUUCAAGCAGCUCGAGUGGCAGAUGCUGCGGCUGGAGGCCCGCAGCCGUGGGCCGGGGGCCCCCGCACCCCUCAGGCUCAUCACCAACGGGGCGCGCUGCCGCAUCGUGCUCAAGAAGCGCCUGGCCGACUGCAGCAUGGUGGCCAGCCGCCUGGUCCUGAUCCUCGACGACCUGCUGUGGGCUCUGACAGACGCGCAACUGGUGGCGGCCAUCCACCUGUGGCACUCGCUCAGCGUGCUGGUGCGCCGCUCGGCCGCUCAGCGCCGGCGUGCCGCACCCCCUCCCGCCGAGCCGGCCCCCCGGGGUGCCCCGCCCCGCACGCAUAGCCCCUUGGUGGAGUUCUUCAGGCACCACGAUGUGCUCGAGACCUCGUACCAUCUGUUCUGCACCCGUAUCGACCUCCACCUUUGUGACGACAUGGACCCCAAGGAGACCCGGUCCAGCUGGCCACCCCUCCAGGGUGGGGGGGCGCUGCAGGUGGUCCUAGAAAAGCUUUUGGUCGACUACUACCCCUUCCACGGAGUCGCGAGUCCCCGUGCCCAGUGGCUCAAGUACAGCGAGCCAUCGUCUGGCCGUCAGGCCUGGGUGCAGCAGCUUCUGUCCCGGUGGGCGGAGGGCAGCCGACACGCUGUGUUGCAGAGGGCGCCACCGCACGGCGCCACUCCGCCCCAGGACGGCGGCGGCAGCCCCUCCUCGAACCAGUUGGGCGACUGGCGCUGCCUCAUGUCCAGCUGCCUCCUGGUUCGCCUCGAGGAGUUCGCCAUGCAGCAGGUGUGCACCUCGGGCCGGGGCGCGCGCCGGCGCUUCCUGGCCUCUGAAGGCGCCACGGUGCUGCUUCCCGGCGAGGCGCUCCACCUGGAGCUGACCUACUACUACCCGCGGCCGGGCAGCUCGCCCACGGCCAACCACAGCAGCCCGCCGGGCCUGUCGCCGAGCUCCCAGCCCGGGAGCGUGCCCGAGCCCCACCUCUUCGCCCACCUGGGCCCCAUGGCCCUGAGGGUGGAUCUCACCACCGUGCUCUGGGCACAUGCCUUUCUGCACAGCGUGCGCAAAUGCACGGAACACCUGACGUGCACCAACGGAGUUACGCCAUUGGCUGUAAGACUGGAGCUGAUCCUUCCCAAGGUGGUGCUUCCCCAGUUCGACCGGGAGCGGCCCCUGUGGGCAGAGGACGGGCUGCGGGAACUGCACCUGGCGACCUCCCGGGCAAUCGCCACCAACUGCCCCUCGACGGGCACCAACCUGGGGCCGUGCCUGGAAGCCCUGGGGGCGGGCCCCCUUUUCUUCGAGACCGCCCAGUUUCCCUGGAGGCCCCAGGACCCGCCCCCCGUGGCUGACCGCUUCUUUCGAGAGUCUACCGGAACGGAGGAGGCGCUGUGGUCUCUGCACCUGGACCCCUGCUGGGCGGAGUUUGUGGAGUACCCGGGCAACCGUCCAAGGGCCUUUGUGGAGCCGCUGCCCCUGACGUUGUGGCUGUGGCCCUCAGGUGGCAGCGCCCAGCUGCUGCUGCACGUGCACUCAGACCUCCGCAUGCAGCUCGGCCUGCACGAGUACACCUUCCUGCUGCGCCUGGUCAGGGCCUUCACCUGCCUCCAGGAGCAGGCCAGCAAAGACCGCCUGUCCAUCCUGGGUCCCGGCGGAGAACCCCGUGGCAGCGUGAGCCUCACGGCGCUGUGGCCCCGCGUAGAGGUGGGUCUCCUGCUGGCCCUCAACCAGUCCCUAGGGGCGAGUCGGGGAGGCGGGGACGGUUCCCCGCCGGACUCGGACCACCAGCCGGACUCGCCGGCGGAGGCACCCACGGAGAGCUCGGCCCCGAGUUCGGGCACGAGUUCAUCGCCCCGGCGGCAGUCCGCCCAGGGACUACCCCCCGUGGCGACCCCUCCCGGAUUCACGCUGGGAGAAUCCGUUCCGAAGGGGGGACCCUGGAUGCUGCGAAAGGGACUGGCGUCUUUCGUGGCGGGCAUCGACUCUGUCUUGGCAAGGGGCGCAGCAGACGGCGAAGCAGACUCGUCGCUGGCAGACGACGACAGCGUUUCCCUGCGGAGCGACCUGUCGUCGGACUCGGAUCAGCUCCUGCUGGCCGGAGCGGGGGUCCUCGACGAAGUGCUUGGACUCCGUUCUCGCGCCGACCUCGCGCCGGAGUUGGCCCAGGAGGCGACCGAGGAGGAGCGCCUGGCCACCCUGGCCAUGGAUGCGGCUUGGCCCCGCAUGCGGAGUGCCAGCAAUGCGUCGAGCCGGUCGUGCGUGGCGAUCGGCCUGCACGACCUGCAGCUGGUGGCGUGGGCUUCCCCGCACGGCGCGUCCGUGUUGGUGCAGAGCCAGCACCUUACCUUGGAGGAGAAGCAGCUGCACGGUGCUGGGCCUCGGGGCGGGGACGCCGGGGAGCGCUGCCUGCUGAGCCUGCGCUGGGACUGGCCCCCCGGUGGGGUCGGGGCCCAGGUCAGGGCCCUGGUCAGGGACCUGGCGGUGCGGCUGAGCCCCGCUGCCCUCGGUGGCCUGGCGCAAAUGGCCCAGGAGGAGCCUCCCGCCAGGGCUGUCCCCAUGCGCCUGCUCCUGCACGGCCUCAGCGCCACCCUCUUGGAGGAAACGGAAAAUGGCGGGGAGCGUCCCGACGGUCUGCUGGUCAAGGUACCUCAGUGCCUGGUGGACAGGACAGCACUUGGCGCUGUCUACCUGCUGCCCACGGGAUGUGGGUCCCUUCCGGAAGCGGUGGAGCAGCUUCUGUGGCGCAGCGGAGAGCCCCACACGUCGGGAGAUGCCCGGCCGGAUCUCAGCGGUCUGCUCGAGGAGAACGAGCGGCUUCGCCUGCGGCUUAGUCAGCUGCAGGUUCUGCAGAGGGAGAACGACCUGCUCAGAGAACAGGUCACGCAGCUGGAGAGCAACAGCGCGGGGGAGCGCCAGGAACUGCAGGACCAGCGCGAAGAAGUCAGCCGGCUCGAGCAGGAAAAGCACUCGCUGUUGGCAACGCUGCAGCUGCUCCAGGAAGAGCUCAGCCGCCUGGAACGUUCCUCGGGGUGCGACCCCUUCUGCGGGGCCGCCUCCUCUUAGUCACGGGGACGGUGCACGGGACGCGUCUCUGACCCGCGCGCUUACCGCGUCGCCACUUCGGGAUCGCUUUCUUCGCGUGGACGGAACGGUGCGCCAGACGCAGCGGUCGGAGACACGUUCCGGGCACCGCGGUCGCGGGACUUAGUCACGGGACUCGGCAAUAAACCUCCCCUCCCCCGCGACGGCGGGGCGGGGGGGCACCACUCAGGCGACCGACGCCUACUUAGAGUUGCGACGUAGGAACCGGGCACGCGGCGUGCGUGCGCGCGCUUGUUUUAGGGACACUGUUAAAAAUGGGGAGGUCGGAGAGGGGGAUCUGUGCGAAGCCGCUCGCGGUCGCGUCCCGUCUACGGCAGUGCGUUUUUUUGGAAGGUGCCAAGGGGGGGCAGGGCGGCGUUUAUCGCGGGCUUCCCACAUGCAAUAUUAACCGACGAAAACCAGACGACUGCGCUUGUCUUCUAGCCUAGAUUGUUGAUCGGCGGAGGAAGUGGAGGGGGGACGUCGAACAAGUUUUUCCUAGUGGCAGCUCACCCGUAUUACUAGUUUGGACGGCACGUACCAAACAAAAAGGAAACCAGCAAUUUUUUCCUCGCAGCUGUUGUUGUUGUUGUUGUUGCUGUUGAUGUGGCCUAGAGGGUCUGUUGCCGGAAAGAAAACGAAAGCUCUGUGUCUGUAUGGCAGUGUGCUGCAUCCGCUAAGUUUGUGCAAUGCGUGUGAUCCAACCCACGGUGUUCCACCCACCUCAACUUUUCGAAGUCGCCGCCGCGUCUUCGGGCAGCAGCAGUUCGAAGUCGCCUUGUCUAUCGGGCUCCGGCACGGCAUUCCUGGCACUGCACCGGCGAGCAUGCAAGCUAGCUACGUCACUCUUGUUGAUUUGUUGACGAAUUUUUUUUACUCGCUGUGAGAGCCUUUAACUGCGCCUCUGUUGCGAUACUACACCGACUCAAUGCCUCCCGCACCUGGCAAACAUUUGAAUGACUUGUUUUGUAGAUGAGGUAUGAAUAAAUGACCACCAAUGGUGAAGCAAUA
This is a messenger RNA of Ixodes scapularis (black-legged tick), 4964 nucleotides long. RefSeq names its product UHRF1-binding protein 1-like. NCBI's taxonomy places the organism in Eukaryota, Metazoa, Arthropoda, Arachnida, Ixodida, Ixodidae. Bases 357 to 3935 code for a protein of 1192 amino acids. The transcript has 19 exons. The record is from RefSeq and is a predicted model, not a curated record.